Microthlaspi erraticum is the source of this 1494-nucleotide messenger RNA. NCBI's taxonomy places the organism in Eukaryota, Viridiplantae, Streptophyta, Magnoliopsida, Brassicales, Brassicaceae. The record is from the annotation of a GenBank genome assembly.
AUGGCGAUGGAACAGAGGCCUAAGACGAAGAUCGUGUGCACGCUGGGGCCGGCGUCCAGAUCUGUCCCGAUGGUUGAGAAGCUUCUUAUGGCGGGGAUGAGCGUUGCUCGCUUCAACUUCUCUCAUGGAUCGUACGAAUACCACCAGGAGACACUCGACAAUCUCCGUCAAGCCAUGCUUAACACUGGCAUGCUAUGUGCUGUCAUGCUCGACACCAAGGGACCAGAGAUCCGAACCGGGUUCUUAAAGGAUGGGAAACCAAUUCAGCUGAAACAAGGCCAAGAAAUCACCAUUUCUACCGACUAUGACUUGCAAGGUGAUGAGAAGACAAUAUGCAUGAGCUACAAAAAGUUAGCACAAGAUGUGAAUCCAGGCAUGGUGAUACUCUGUGCCGAUGGUACCAUCUCCUUAAAGGUCCUCUCUUGUGACAAACAAAACGGUACUGUUCGUUGCCGUUGCGAGAACACAUCAAUGCUCGGUGAGAGAAAGAACGUUAAUCUCCCCGGUGUUGUCGUUGAUCUCCCAACACUAACCGAAAAAGACAAACAAGACAUUCUUGAAUGGGGAGUCCCAAAUCACAUCGACAUGAUCGCUCUGUCUUUCGUCAGAAAAGGUUCUGACUUGGUGCAAGUUAGGGAGCUACUUGGAAAACAUGCCAAAACCAUUCUUCUCAUGUCAAAGGUUGAGAACCAAGAAGGUGUGGCGAACUUUGAUGACAUUUUGGUGAACUCGGAUGCUUUUAUGAUCGCUAGAGGUGAUCUCGGAAUGGAGAUUCCAAUAGAGAAGAUCUUCUUAGCUCAGAAAGUGAUGAUCUACAAGUGCAACUUCUUGGGAAAGCCAGUGGUGACAGCGACUCAGAUGCUUGAGUCUAUGAUCAAAUCUCCAAGACCAACAAGAGCAGAAGCUACUGAUGUAGCCAACGCUGUUCUUGACGGCACGGACUGUGUCAUGCUCAGCGGUGAGACAGCAGCAGGAGCAUAUCCAGAGCUUGCUGUUCGCACCAUGGCCAAGAUAUGUGUGGAAGCAGAGAGCACGUUGGACUACGGAGACAUAUUCAAGAGGAUAAUGCUUCACGCUGAGGUUCCUAUGAGUCCCAUCGAGUCGCUUGCUUCGUCUGCAGUUAGAACAGCUACUUCCGCUGGAGCCACUCUCAUAAUGGUGUUGACCAGAGGAGGCAGCACUGCGAGGCUGGUGGCUAAGUACAGACCAGGGAUACCGAUCUUGUCUGUUGUGGUUCCUGAAAUCACGACCGACUCUUUUGAUUGGUUGUGUAGUGACGAGUCACCUGCGAGACAUAGUCUCAUCUUCCGUGGUUUAGUUCCUGUGCUGUACGCUGGUUCGGCUAGAGCCUCCUUUGAUGAGUCAACGGAGGAAACGAUCGAGUUUGCGACUCAGUAUGGGAAACAGAAGAAACUGUGUAAGACUGGAGACUCUGUCGUGGCUCUCCUCCGUGCAGGUAACGCUAUUGUUAUCAAGAUCUUGACAGUCCGGUGA